AUGAUUUGUUUUAUGGACAGUUAUAUUAUUUCCAGUCCAAAUGAGGUAGUGCCUAAUGUCACCGGGAGCGAGUUGGUAGGGGGGCCUGAGAUCUUGAGAAUGGAUCAAGGAAAUCCUGAUGCUCCGCCAGCCAUUCCUCAUGCUGAACAGGCUAUGGGGGAUCUGGAUCUAGCCUUGCGAUUGGGGCCGCCGAGCCCAACAAAAGAGGCUCUCGAAAGAGAGCUUUCGACCUUUCUUUCUUCCUUUGGAAAUAGGGAAGUUAGAAGGGAUGUCUUGGAAGGGACAAUAAGGAAACUCGACUUGAACAGCGCGUCCCCAGAAAAGCUUUUUUUUGAGGAUCCGACAACUUAUGCAGGAACUUUCCAACAGACCGGUUGCUGCUUCCACAGCUAA
Messenger RNA from Nicotiana tabacum (common tobacco), 393 nucleotides. The record is from the annotation of a RefSeq genome assembly. NCBI's taxonomy places the organism in Eukaryota, Viridiplantae, Streptophyta, Magnoliopsida, Solanales, Solanaceae.